UAGGCGGAAACGCGCCAGUGUGUGUGUGUGUCUGUGUGUGUAUCUGGACUGGAGGAGAAAAGGGAAACCGGGUUAUUUUUGACUAAGUGCGUCCACGCAGCAGCGAGAAGGAGGUCCGAGCGGCUGCAAUGGCGGUCCCGGCGGGUCGGACGGAUGUGGACAGAGGAGCCCCGAGCGGACAGACGGUGUCCCCCCAACACAGCAUCGACAUCGACGAGAAACAGUUGGACGAUAUCACAAAGAACCACCGAGAAGACGAGGCGACCAAGCUGCCUUUGCAUUCGCCGUGGACAUUUUGGCUGGACAGGUCGUUACCGGGGACGACCGCUGCACAGUGUGAAUCCAAUCUGAAGAAGAUCUACACGGUGCAAAGUGUCCAGCUGUUCUGGAGUGUAUACAACAACAUCCCUGCAGCCACAGCCCUGCCUCUGAGAUGUAGUUAUCACUUAAUGCGUGGAGAGCGGAGGCCACUGUGGGAAGAAGAAAGCAACGCAAAGGGAGGAGUGUGGAAGAUGAAGAUCCCAAAAGAAAGUACCGCUGCCGUUUGGAAAGAAUUGUUACUUGCUACAAUUGGGGAGCAGUUUGCAGAUUACUGUUCCUCAGACGACGAGGUCGUGGGGGUCAGCGUCAGCGUCCGGGAUCGGGAGGAUGUUGUACAGAUCUGGAACAGCGACGCGUCGCUUGCUGGCGAAGCAAAUAUCUUGAAGAAAGUCUAUGAGCUCCUCCCGCACAUAUCUUUUAAAGCUGUUUUUUAUAAGUCUCACAUGGAACAUCACGCCUUCGAAGGAGGACGCUCAAGACAUUAAAUCACUAGAAAGCACUUUUUACUCUAUCAUUUCCACCUGAACUCGACGUAAGGAUGCUGUCCCCGACCUAAUCAGGGAUGUGGGGCUUUGCAUUGAACGGGGAAAUUCGGAUGAUAUUUUUGUAUAACUUUUAAUGGCCGAUGCCUCGUUUCCUUUUGACGAGACUGCGAUGUCUCCAGAGAGCGUUACAUCACAUCUGCAAUUGACAACCUCUCGUAGCUUUUUGUCUUGCUCCAAUCCCAACGGACCUCUGCGGCGUCACUCUGGUCUCAGUCUUAGUUUUUAAACCUCUUGUAAUCUCAAGUCACAAUGAGAUUUAAGCAUGUCCGCUUUAGUCAGUGCCAAAGCACCUUUUUAUGCCGUUUAAGGAAGUUUGAAUCCUGAUUUUUAUUUUCUUAAUUCCGCUGGAGUUUGUCCCUCCUGAGGAAGGAGCAAGUGUCCCAUUUGGUUUGUCGAGCCAUACGCUCACACUGAUAUCGGGGUGACGCUUGGACCACCUAUCUGGAUGCGGGGGGUCCCUUUGUCCUCAAGCCAUCGCAGGGAAUCAGAACACACUCCGGCGCAGACACAUGGCCCCCAGCUCUAGAGAGAGAGGGAGAGCCGUCCUGAAAGGUGCCUCUUUGAAUGUUCUCUGCCACGUUGGGUUUGAUGUUUUGCUUUGCUCCGCGUGUUGAAAGUAGACCCCCUGCUCCCCUCUGCGAGGUCACCCACGGUUUAUUGUGCUGCUCUGAGGAGAUACUGCACAUUUUUGCUCUCCGCAGUACUUGUUUGUACUCGUUUCCUCCUUUCUUUCUUUCUUUCUUACAACUCACCAACCGUAUUUGCCUCUUAAGUAAGCAAUGUAAGAUGUGAGGGGGAUGUGUUGGAUUGUAUUGUCGAGGGAAAAGUCAAAUAUGACAGAUGUGAUCAAUAGUCAUCGGGUCGAUUUCUACUGCGGCUUCAAAGACGACGAGCGUGCGAACCAGGUGCCACGCUGACCUCCCCUAUCGGAGAACGUAUCACUAUCACUAUGUACUAUUGCAGUGCAGGCCACAGGUUUUAUUAUGUCACACCUCUUGCAUUAGCCAACGCAUUAGUGAUAAUUGGACAAUGUUUCCCUUUGUAAACAUGAUUUUUUGCAGUGGACCAGAAUAAAUCGUAAAUGAACAUA
Molecule: messenger RNA, 1956 nt
Organism: Pungitius pungitius (ninespine stickleback)
Lineage: Eukaryota; Metazoa; Chordata; Actinopteri; Perciformes; Gasterosteidae
Product: eukaryotic translation initiation factor 4E type 3-like
Exons: 7
Coding region: 129-806 (225 amino acids)
Biological process (GO): translational initiation
Cellular component (GO): eukaryotic translation initiation factor 4F complex
Molecular function (GO): RNA 7-methylguanosine cap binding; translation initiation factor activity
Source: RefSeq, a predicted model, not a curated record